Miniopterus natalensis is the source of this 1184-nucleotide messenger RNA. The record is from RefSeq and is a predicted model, not a curated record. Lineage: Eukaryota; Metazoa; Chordata; Mammalia; Chiroptera; Miniopteridae.
UAGCAUGUGUGACCUCAUCGGGGGCGGGACAAUUUCCCCAGGUGUCUGGGGGGGAGGACAUGUGGGGGGGUAUUUAAAGGGAAAAGCUGACAGUGCUGUUGACUGAGGUAUCGGGUGCUGUGAGUCGCCGGGCUGCACACACACACACACACCAACCGAUGCAUUCGGACCUGGAUGCCGACAUGGACACGGACACAGAAACCACAGCACUCUGCCCCUCUGGCAGCCACCAGACGUCUCCACCAGGGACACCCACACCAGAAGCAAAUGCCACACUACUGAAGAAGUCAGAGAAACUGUUGGCAGGGUUGGACCGGAGUGGGCCACCCUCUGCCCCAGGGGUCCCCAGACGAAGAGGCAGUAUGCCUGUCCCCUACAAGCACCAACUGCGGCGGGCCCAGGCUGUAGAUGAACUUGACUGGCCACCUCAAGCCUCAUCCUCUGGCUCUUCUGACUCCUUGGGCUCAGGGGAGGCAGCCCCCACCCAAAAGGAUGGCAUCUUCAAGGUCAUGCUUGUGGGGGAGAGUGGCGUGGGCAAGAGUACCCUAGCAGGCACUUUCGGCGGUCUCCAGGGAGACAGUGCUCAUGAGCCGGAGAACCCAGAGGACACCUAUGAGAGACGCAUCAUGGUGGAUAAGGAGGAAGUAACUUUAGUUGUUUAUGACAUCUGGGAACAGGGGGAUGCAGGGGGGUGGCUGCGGGACCACUGCCUUCAGAUCGGGGACGCCUUUCUCAUCGUCUUCUCAGUCACUGACCGAAGAAGCUUCUCCAAAGUUCCAGAGACCCUACUUCGACUUCGGGCUGGGAGGCCCCACCACGACCUGCCUGUCAUCCUCGUAGGAAACAAGAGUGACCUGGCCCGUUCCCGGGAGGUCUCAUUGGAGGAGGGCCGCCACCUGGCAGGAACACUGAGUUGCAAGCACAUCGAGACGUCGGCCGCGCUGCAUCACAACACGCAGGAGCUCUUCGAGGGCGCGGUACGCCAGAUUCGACUGCGCCACGCGGGGGGCCAGCGGCCAGAGUGGGGCAGCCCCGAGGGCCCCGCGCCACCCGCGCGCCGCGAAAGCCUCACCAAGAAAGCCAAGCGCUUCCUUGCCAACCUGGUGCCUCGCAACGCCAAGUUCUUCAAGCAGCGCUCUAGGGGGGCGGUCUCUGGAUACCUCACCCCGCCCCCGGGCGCCUAG